CUUCGCUGCCUUAAAACACGAAGUCUAAGCCCCAGUUGGAUUAUUCUCUUCGAUUUCCCCAUUUUUAAUUUUCUUCCGGUCUUUUCAUAGUCGCCUAAUUUCUUCCCUCGAUCGUCGUAAUUCUUUCGGCCCAAAUGAGUCCGGUGAACAGUCUCUGGUUCAAGUGGAAGAGCCUUCGAUUACCGUGGCGAAAAUCCUUCCUCGUCGGAUCGGAUCUAUCCGGAAACACCUUCUGGGAAUUCAAGGACGCCCUGAACGCUACGCGCUACCGACGAAUCGUCAAAUUCAACCCCAAAACUCACUACGCUGAUGUCCAAGUCAGCCCACAAUGGCACCAAUGGCUGCGUUACGUCCGCGCCGAACCUCCAUCCGUUGAAGAACAACAACAAGACAUCAUCCGCCAACUCCAAAUCAAACAACUCGCCAAACUAGCCGAUGAACGCUGGGCCAGCAAACCCUCCUACCUCGACAUGCCGCAAACUCAGCAACCGAAGCCCGCGACUCAAUCUGCCGAUGCGACCUCAAAUUCAUCCUCGCAGGCCAAUAACGCCCAAGCCGAUACCCCCGAUGCAAAAGAAGUAGGCCGUGACGAAGUACCAACCGCGAAAAAGGACCCCUGGGCCGCAGCAGCAGCAACUCCCAGCGAAGGCUGGCAGCCGAAAGCCUGGUCUCCGACGACGUCGCAGAGAUGAAAGAGGACGGGAUAGAAAUUAUGGUUGUCGAUCUUUAUCUCGGCGGUGGAUUAUCUGCGCUCUUUGGGCGGGUCGGGGGUCAUGGCUGUCGUGUUUUGCGAUUGAGCGCCGUCGGUUUUUUUGGGGAUCGGUUUACUCUGUGUGGGGCUUGUUAUAGGCUUGGGUAGCUUCGUUGCAAGUUGAAUGGCGCUUUUUGGCCGUCUGGAACUUGAGGCGCGAUGUCACGGGCGGAGUUUAGGGAUGUCUAUGAUGGCUAUGAAAGCCUUUUGGUCCUUUUGGGUGCUAUUGCGCUUAUUAGAGAUUUGGACGAUAUCCAAUCAUUGGCUCCGUGCUCUAUACAUGUAUUAUAUGAGAUCUCUGACCUAUUUCUUGUCGGUGUAUGUACAAUAGAUAUGCUGGGGGUUUUUUUUUUCAUAUGUGGAUGCAUGAGAUUUGAUUACAUAAGAUACUAAUAAACAAAUAAAUAAUCAGAGCAAAAAUAAAUUGAAAGAGGGAUGAUACUGGUGUGGAUGAAAC
Messenger RNA from Aspergillus alliaceus, 1208 nucleotides. RefSeq lists its product as uncharacterized. Gene Ontology annotation, biological process: mitochondrial respiratory chain complex I assembly. The transcript is spliced from 3 exons. Bases 135 to 692 code for a protein of 185 amino acids. Lineage: Eukaryota; Fungi; Ascomycota; Eurotiomycetes; Eurotiales; Aspergillaceae. The record is from RefSeq and is a predicted model, not a curated record. Gene Ontology annotation, cellular component: membrane.